Molecule: messenger RNA, 3791 nt
Organism: Schistosoma turkestanicum
Lineage: Eukaryota; Metazoa; Platyhelminthes; Trematoda; Strigeidida; Schistosomatidae
Source: the annotation of a GenBank genome assembly
AUGUCAUUUAAAAUAUCAUUGAAACUAGGACGUGUUAUACCCAGUUUUAUCGUAGUGAGUUGUUAUUGGAAAGCAUCUAUACUAUAUAAUCCUUGUCAGCCAAAUCCAUGCCAAAACAGCGCUGAAUGUGUAAAUAUUCAAGAUUGGAGUCGAAAAGCAUCAUUAGAGAAAUUCAAUACUUUAGCAGACUAUUACUGUGUCUGUCUAAAAGGAUGGACUGGGCAAAAUUGUACAGAAGAUAUUGAUGACUGUGUUAUUCAACCUUGUUUGAAUGGCGGUAUUUGUGAAGAUAAACCAAAUAUGAGGUUUUAUUGUCAUUGCCCAAUAGGAUAUGUUGGUCAAACUUGUGAAUACAGAGAUCCAUGUCAACUUAAUCCUUGUCUAAAUGGUGGGACUUGUCAGUCUGACCCAUUUGGUCAAUUCACUUGCAUUUGUCCUCGAUGGUACAAUGGAGUACGAUGUGAACAGGAAAUUAAUCCAUGCUAUCCUACAUCACCUUGUUUGGGAAAAAGUUCAGUUUGUCAUUUAUUGACAUCGAAGAAUAGAACAGUUUCAGGACCGUCAUUUUCUAUUCAUAAAUCAGAGUAUAUUACAGAUUUUCUAUGCGAAUGUGAUCCUGAUUAUUUUGGUCGGUAUUGUGAUAAGCGGCAGAAUCCAUGCAAGUUGCAUAAUUGUAAAAAUGGUGCAACUUGUCUAGAAAAUAACAAUCAUUAUAAUUGUGUAUGUCCUUCAGGAUUUACAGGACCAAUUUGUAAUACGCCUACAAACAUAUCGAAAUAUAUUUCUUCAUCAAAUGUUGUAAAUACUUUAAUUCAAAAUCAAACAAUAACAACAAAUAUAGUCAGAAAGAAUUUUUCGGAAAAUGAAAAUUUAUUAAAUGACUAUUGUGUUCAACUUGAAUGUCAUAAAGCAAAAGCAGGUGAUGGUAUUUGUCAACCACAAUGUAUCUAUGCUAAAUGUUUAAAUGCAGACGAUGAGUUGAAUAGUGAUUGUCAAUAUUGGAUGAAAUGUUUACAAACAACUGAAUCUAUUGUAAAUUAUCAGUACAAUAAAACAUGUGUUGAACAAUUUAAAAAUGGAAAAUGUCAACCUGAAUGCAACAUCAAUGAAUGUUAUCUAGACGGUUUGGAUUGUUUUCAAACUGUAUCACAGUGUAUAUCAUUUGAAUUCUGCUUACAGUCAUAUGGAGAUGGUGUUUGCCAGUCACAAUGCAAUACAAUCCAAUGUGGUUAUGAUGGAGGAGAUUGUGAAAAUGUACAAAGAAAUAAUUAUUUAUCAAGAAAAUAUAUUUUACUUCAUCUGAAAACAAAUCAAUCGCAAUUCACAUUGAAUCGUAAUCAGUAUUUAGGAAAUCUAGGUAUGAUUUUACAAUCAAUCGUCAGAAUUGCAAAAGACGAUGUAACUGGAGAACUUUUAAUUGAAGAUAUUCCUAGUAAAAAUGAAAUUAAAUUGCUUCUGGAAGUUAUUAGUCAAUCAAAUGUUAACUGUGAUACAAUUGAGGAAACUAUGUGUGUCAAUUAUAGUGUUCAAUUAUUUAAACCAAAUGAAUAUAAAAAUUACAUUUUUGCUGCAUUAAGUACAAUUCAGUACAAAUCAAUGUAUAAUGUAUUAUACUUGAAUUUUGUUGAUUCGCCCAGUCAGUCACAUUUUAAAGCACCAUGGGAAUCAGAAUUUUCGAAUGAUACACAGAUUUCAAAAGAAGCGAUUGGACUAUACGUUUGUAUAUGUAUUUUGGCUGGAAUAAUUAUUAUACUAGUUUUAUUCUUGGUAUUUCAACACGACAAUUAUUGGAGAAAACCAUUGAAACGUGUCAAAACGAAAGGUAUUUGGUGUCCACCUGUACCGUCGGUUUAUUCUAAACCAAACCAAGUUGAUUUAUUGGGACAACAGUCUUCGCUUUAUUCCACAGGACUAACAUCGAUAGUUGGAACAACAGAACCAUUCUUAACAAAAACAAUAUGUGGUCAGAAUUAUUUUGCCAGUAAACUUAGUCCAAAUCUCUCAGAGUCGACAUUCUUUCAAAGUUACUUGAAUUCUUCAACUAUUGAUGAGAAGAAUACACUCCUCUCGUCAAAUAUAUCAAAGCUUAACCAUGAAGAAAAGAUCACUGAAUUGAUUUCAGAUAAAACUUGUGGAACAGAUACUUCAUGGAGUGAUGAAUUCUUGCCAGCCUGUAAAAAGAAACGUCUUACUCAAGAUGGAAUGGUGUCAGAUAUGCUACCGAAUAGCGCCAAUUUGUCUACCGAUUCAAAAUGUUUGCGAAAUUCAUUCAGUAUAGCAAGAGGAAACGUUCAAAUGCUCAACGAAGCAGAACAGCAUCAACAGUGUGACUAUAAAUUGAAUUUUAAAACCAAAUGCGAUUCAAUUUUACUCCAGAAAAAUCUAAACACUACCAAAAAUGAGAAUACAAAUUUCAACAUACAACACACUGAUUCUACUGCUUAUAACAAUGAAGCAAAAGUGAAGUCUGUGCAAUCUGAUAACAACGAAGUAAUCGAAACCAUUUCCUCUUUGGAUGGACUACAUCCGUGUAAUGUAGUACAGAGAAGUCAGAUUGAAAAAUUUCUCGAUGAUAAUGAUUAUCGAAAUGAAAGUGUCAAUAUGUCAGCAAACCGUGGUGGUACUAAACACUGUUCGGACGAUGAUUUAUCAGAUAAUAACACCGUUGGUGAUCAAAGUCUUCUACAUUUAGCAGCUCAUAUGAAUGUAGGACACGAUAUCAUAAACAAAAUCUAUCAUAAUGAACAUGUUCAAGGACCUGUUGGUAUUUUCUAUGUUGAUUCAUCAGGUAGAACAGCUUUGACCAAUGCUGCUGCUGCGAAUUCUUUAGAGUCAAUCAAGUCGUUAUACCAACUUGAAAAAGAAGCUAUGGUGAAAACGAAACCAGUGAAACCGGUCAAGUCACAACAUAUCACUAAACCGAAACCAACAUAUCGUUCAAGAAGACGUUAUCAAAUUUAUGAAUCUCGACAAUGUUCACCGAUCAUAGUUGCUAUCCAAGCAGGGAAUGAUGAAGUAGUGAAGUGUCUAUUGGACGAAGGUUGUCCUUAUAACACUGUUGAUCAAUACGGUCGUAAUGUUGUACAUUGGGCAGCAGUAACUAAUUCCGUUAAAAUAUUAUCUCGUUUAGCACAGUGUAAAGGAUUUGCUAGAUUAAUGAAUAUGAAAGAUGACUGGGAUAGAACACCGAUCAUGUUAGCUAUACGUGAAGGUUGUCAGGAAGCUGUGCAAUUCCUUCUGGAUAAACAAGCAAGAAUCGAAAUCACAGACUGUAUGGAAAAUGAUUGUGUAUCAUUAUGUAUAGAAAAAGGCUAUCAGAGAAUACAUGAAAUACUGAUAAAUUAUAUCCGGUCAAGAAACUUCGACACAAAGACAAUAACACCUGAUAAGAAAGUGAAUAUUUUCAAUGAAAAUUCAGAUGUGAGUGAACAAGAACUAGGAUUGUCAUCAAUGGCACCGGUCACCACAGUGAUGACAACCACACCAGUACGCCAUUCAGCAGAGAAUAUUUCUCGUAUGAAUGAAUUUGAAUGGGUGAGUUUAAGUGAUGAUUCAGUUUCGGAAGCGUUCAGUGAUUGUGAUCCGUUCACAGAAGACAUGAAUGCGCAUUGUAGUUGAUGAAGACUUGGUCACCACUGAUGCAUAUUGUUUACUGCGAUCAACAUAGUUUUGAUCAUGUGAUGUACACAUCUUUUGAAUAUGAACAGAAAUGAGGAAAUAAAGUGAAUACUAGAUGCAAUUAAUUUUAGAGUAAUUUUGUUUAUUCAGCUCUGUGUGUGUAUAAAACUGUG